Coregonus sp. 'balchen' is the source of this 3515-nucleotide messenger RNA. The record is from the annotation of a GenBank genome assembly. Lineage: Eukaryota; Metazoa; Chordata; Actinopteri; Salmoniformes; Salmonidae.
AUGGGCUGUCCACAGAAUGACAGCUUCUCUCUGGACCUUUCCCAGCCAGACGUCUGGGUCUGGGAGCCAGAACCAACGGAGGGUGAGUAAAUCACAGACCAUGCGGUGACACACUCAAAUCAAGUGCUAUAUUUGCAUGUGAAAAUGGCAUAGAAUGCACCUUGGAGUAUUGCUCCAUUGUUUAUGUGUUGGUUAAUUAAUUAUUCUUGGAUAAACAGAAUUUAAAUUGUUGACUUACAGUACAGUAGUAUAUGUAGAGUGUGUAAUGAAUACCUGAUCCAAUGUAUGUUGAAGUUAAAUCCCUCUAUCCAAUACAUUUCUCACCAUAAAAGAUGAACGACAGGGGAAUGUAUGAGUGGUUUCCAUAAGCCCUGAAGACAAUGUCUGAAUUUGCAGUGCAAUCAAUAACGGAAAAACUAAGAGCUACAGCUAUUUUAAUAUGAGCACAGUCUUGCAGUGCACUCACCGCCUGAGCUUUGGAAGUCACCAAGCUCUCUAAGAAGAAUAGAAGAUACAUUACACAACUUGUAUUACUCAUUUGAACUACAGUGCCUUCGGAAAGUAUUCAGACCCCUUGACUUUUUCCACAUUUUGUUACGUUACAGCCUUAUUCUAAAAUUGAUUAAAUAAAAACAAAUCCUCAUCAAUCUACACACAAUACCCCAUAAUGACGAAGCGAAAACAGGUUUUUAGAAAUGUUUGCAAAUGUAUUCAAUAUAAAUGCUAUGAGACUCGAAAUUGAGCUCAGGUGCAUCCUGUUUUCCAUUGAUCAUCCUUGAGAUGUUUCUACAACUUGAUUGGAGUCCACCUGUGGUAAAUUCAAUUUAUUGGAAAUGAUUUGGAAAGGCACACACCUGUCUAUAUAAGGUCUCACAGUUGACAGUGCAUGUCAGAGCAAAAACCAAGCCAUGAGGUCGAAGGAAUUGUCCGUAGAGCUCAGAGACAGGAUUGUGUUGAGGCACAGAUCUGGGGAAGGGUACCAAAAAAUUUCUGUAGCAUUGAAGGUCCCCAAGAACACAGUGGCCUCCAUCAUUCUUAAAUGGAAGAAGUUUGGAACCACCAAGACUCUUCCUAGAGAUGGCUGCCUGGCCAAACUGAGCAAUCGGGGGAGAAGGGUCUUGGUCAGGGAGGUGACCAAGACCCCGAUGGUCACUCUGACAGAGCUCUAGAGCUCCUUUAUGGAGAUGGAAGAAACUUCCAGAAGGACAACCAUCUCUGCAGCACUCCACCAAUCAGGCCUUUAUGGUAGAGUGGCCAGACGGAAGCCACUCCUCAGUAAAAGGCACAUGACAGCCCGCUUGGAGUUUGCCAGAAGGCACCUACAGACUCUCAGACCAUGAAAAACAAGAUUCUCGGGUCUGAUGAAACCAAGAUUGAACUCUUUGGCCUGAAUGCCAAGCGUCACGUCUGGAGGAAACCUGGCACCAUCCCUACGGUGAAGCAUGGUGGUGGCAGCAUCAUGCUGUUGGGAUGUUUUUCAGCGGCAGGGACUGGGAGACUAGUCAGGAUCGAGUGAAAGAUGAACGGAGCAAAGUACAGAGAGAUCCUUGAUGAAAAGCUGCUCCAGAGCGCUCAGGACCUCAGACUGGGGUGAAGGUUCACCUUCCAACAGGACAACGAACCUAAGCACACAGCCAAGACAACGCAGGAAUGGCUUCGGGACAAGUCUCUGAAUGUCCUUGAGUGGCCCAGCCAGAGCCCGGACUUGAACCCGAUCGAACAUCUCUGAGAGACCUGAAAAUAGCUGUUCAGCUACGCUCCCCAUCCAACCUGACAGAGCUUGAGAAGAUCUACAGAGAAGAAUGGGAGAAACUCCCCAAAUACAGGUGUGCCAAGCUUGUAGCCUCAUACCCAAAAAGACUCAAUGCUGUAAUUGCUGCCAAAGGUGCUUCAACAAAGUACUGAGUAAAGGGUCUGAAUACUUAUGUAAAUGUGAUAUUUCCUGGGUUUAUUUGUUAUAAAUUAGCAAAAGUUUAUAAAAACCUGUUUUUGCUUUGUCAUUUUGGGGUAUUGUGUGUAGAUUGAUGAAGAAAAAAACCAAUUUAGUCGAUUUUAGAAUAAGGCUGUAACGUAACAAAAUGUGGAAAAAGGGGUCUGAAUACUUUCCGAAGGCACUGUAUCUGGAAUAGAGAGAGGACUGGUCACUAUUGGUAGUAUGGAUUAGCAUGUGGCAGUUUACAGUCAGGUAUCUAAAGUGUAUUAAAGCCAUAGUUUAUGCCUAUUGUUCAAUUGCGUACGUUUCUGGAAAACAGAUGGAAGAGGACUGGUGUAGAAGAGAAAAUUAGAUUUGUUAUCAAAUAUGACCUGAAGAAGACACAGGUCAUCCUGUUCCUCGUCUUGUCUGUAAGGUUGCCUGUUCCCUGAUAUGUAUUAUAAUCAGUCUGUUUUAUAACUGUUUCUAAAUUGCCCAGUUCUAACUUUCUGUCAAACAAUCUUUCAUGGUUCCUGUUAUCCCCGGAUCUGUGGGGGAGUGGAUAUGUCCUUGGUAUGAUUUUCUCUGGGCCUACUAUUUGUGGUGAUAAGCAGAAGUACCGGACUCAUUUGAAGGGCAUGUGAUACACCCCACCCAUCCUCGGUCUGUAUACAAUGUCUGUGAGAACAAAGAGCGAGUCAAAUUGGUUUUCCCUUGCAUGAAUGCUCGUAAUAAAGCUUUUGUAUAUUGAGAUCGGACUGCCUUCGGAGUGAUUUUUCCACCACACUGGUUACAGUCUACAACUUCUGUUUGGUUACUUUGCUAUACAUUGCAAAAGGCUUGGCCCUGGCCAUUAGGAGCUCUUGUCAAGAUGUGCUAGGCCUAAUCUAGGUCCAUUUCCCCAGGGAUAUUUUGGAUUAACCGUAGACAUUCGAUCAUCCCUUCCUCCACAUCAGUCUCUACCAUCUUUGCUCUCUUCCUUUACCUCACUCACUCACCCUCUCCCUAAUAAUUUUUCCCCACCUGUCUUCUCACACAGCCACUCAGGUCUUCAUUUGGCUAGCGCUUCUGUUGACCUUUGGCCUGCAGUUCUACCUAGCUGUGUUCUGCCUGCUGAAGUGCUGGAGUUAUGACACGAGGCUAAAGCAGGCUCUUAAAAACCUGCCCUCUACAGGGAAGCUCCCAACAACAGGUAGGUCUAUUCCAGGGAUGUUGCCUUGACACAGUGUAGUGAUCCAUUAACUGACCAAAGCAAAUAUCUAGUUUGAUAAAAACCUUUGUUUUUGUUUUAUCAAAUCCACUGAACACUUUCGAUCUCACUACAUUCUGAAAUCAAAAGUUUAGCAGGUUGAAAUGAGACCUUUCAUUUGACUAAACUGGAGGUAAUGUUAAUAACACAUGUAUUCCAGAUGUUUCAGUCCCUUCUUCCAUCAUUCAACUUCCAGAGGAUUUGAAGAGUGUGAAACCACCUGCUUACUGUCGUUAUGAUGUAGAAGUGGCUGAAUCCUCCCUGCCUAGGCCCAGCUGCUAUGACGAUGAGGAGGCUAGGCCCUGCACUAACUCUCCCUAUACACCUUUUGCCUGGGAUCUUGUGCAACGCUGA